CCCAUUGAUUCUCAACUCAAACUCGCUAAUUUUCCCCCCUCCUCUACUACACCAAUCAACUCCAGCAAGCAGUUAACCAAAAACCUCCAUCGCCGCCUUAAAAAAUUGGUUAAUUCCUACCAUCACCGGAAAGGGAAGAGAGAGAAUCCAAAAAAACAGCGCAAAAUAUGAGGGACAACAAUGAAAAAGUAACCCCAGGUGAAAUACUAGGAAAGGCGGCUGAGCUUAAACCUGGUAAAGGUACUUACGUUGCUGCUGAUGCUGCCGGAGUUAAACUCAUCUAUGCUUCUCUCACUGGCAACCUCACUCGCUCUAUUCCUUCUUCUGAUUCUACUGACAAGAGGACAGUUGUGGAGGUAACUGGUCACAAAGCGCAUGGUGCAGUCCCUGAGCCUGGUUGUACAGUACUUGCACGUGUUAAAAAGGUGAUGGUUAAAAUGGCUUCAGCGGAUAUCAUGUGUGUUGGUAACAAGUCUGUUAGGGAAAAAUUUACUGGCAUAAUCAGACAGCAGGAUGUAAGAGCCACUGAGAUUGACAAGGUCGAUAUGCAUGCUUCAUACCGAGCUGGUGAUAUUGUCAGGGCAGUAGUUCUAUCCUUGGGGGAUGCAAGGGCUUAUCACUUGUCAACAGCAAAGAAUGAACUGGGAGUUGUAUCUGCAGAAAGCACUGCAGGUGAGACGAUGAUACCAAUUAGUUGGACCGAGAUGCAGUGCCCUUUGACAGGCCAAAUUGAGCAGAGAAAGGUUGCAAAGAUUGGAAAUGAAAUUAACUCUCCAAAAAUGGCUGCUUCUCUUUAUCAUCAUCAAUGUCAAAACCCUCUUCUUCUUCUUCAUUCUCCAACCAAAUUAUCUUCUACAAAAUCACAAUUAUUCAACAAAUAUUCACAUUUCCACCUCAGAAUUUCACUCAAUUGCAAAACCCAUGUUGCCAAAUUACCCCUCACUGUAGCAUGUGCUCUCACUCAAUCAGACUCUCCCACAUCUUUUAAUCCUGAUCCUCAAACCAUUCUUCAAGAAUUGGCGGAUAGUUUGGAUUUACCAUCUGAUUAUUUUUCCAAGCUUCCUAGGGACCUUCGUCUUGAUCUCAAUGAUGCUGCAUUUGACCUUUCAAAUGGACCUGUACUUGAUGAGUGUGGUCAAGAGCUAGGGGAGACCUUAUUAAAUUUGGCUCGUGCAUGGGAAUUAGGUGAUACUUCGACUUCUUCCUCUUUUGCACAGAAGCUCCCUUUGUUGGAACCUUCUUUAACAGAUGGUGCAAAAUUAGCUUUUGGUAAGCGGUUGCUAUCUGCUGGAAGAAGAUUUCAAUCAAUGGGACAAUAUGGUCAAGGUGAAUUAGAAAAGAUUGCAAAAUCAAUGAUUGCUGCUGGGAAGCUUCUAUCUGCAACUGCAGUGCCUACGUCAACUGAGGAACGCUCAAAUGUUGAAACUCGGACUUUUAAGUUUGGAGAACUCCAGGUUGAAGUGACACCGGAAAAGGCCAAUAUAGGUGCAGCAAUUGCUGUUGUUUUUGGGAUCUUAUCAUGGCAAGUAAGUCAAGGCGUUCAAAGCAUCCCAGAAAACUCGUUACAGUAUGCGAAUGAAAAUGCUUUGCUGCUGGCAAAGUCUUUGAGGAUAUCCCUGCUACUAAUCUUCUAUUCAUCAACGCUUUUGUCUGGGAUCACAGCAGUUGGAUUGGUUUUGCUUGCAAGACAACUCAGAUCAGACCACGCAACAAUGUCUUGCAAUGCCACAGAGCUUAUCCCUCUCUUAGGUGGCUCCCCAGGGAACGCUGCUGCCGCAGCUUCAUACCUAUGUGACCGCUUCACAACCGUCACAUACGCAGUAGACACCACAUUUCUCUUAUUCUCAACCUACUUAGUCUUCGCCAUGCAACUAGGUUUCGCCAUGCUAUGUGCAGGAUCAGUCCGAGCUAAAAGCACUAUGAAUAUCAUGCUCAUCAAUGUUCUUGAUGCAGCUGCUGGCUCACUAUCUUACUUCCUCUUUGGCUUCGCAUUCGCCUUUGGAACACCCUCAAAUCCCUUCAUAGGACGCCAUUACUUCGCACUUAAAGAUGUUCCUUCGGCUACAAAUAACGUCGAUUAUAGUAUGUUCUUGUAUCAAUGGGCUUUUGCUAUUGCAGCUGCUGGAAUAACUAGUGGCUCUAUUGCAGAGCGUACUAAAUUUGUUGCGUAUUUAAUUUACUCGUCGUUUUUAACUGGAUUUGUUUAUCCUGUUGUUUCUCAUUGGUUUUGGUCCACAGAUGGGUGGGCUAGCCCGGGUAAUACUGAUAACUUGUUGUUUGGGUCUGGAGCCAUUGACUUUGCUGGGUCUGGUGUGGUUCAUAUGGUGGGUGGGAUAGCGGGCUUGUGGGGUGCUUAUAUUGAAGGCCCGAGGAUUGGGCGGUUUGACCGGUCGGGCCGGGCUGUAGUCUUAAGAGGGCAUAGUGGUUCUUUGGUUGUGCUUGGAACUUUUUUGCUUUGGUUUGGUUGGUAUGGGUUUAAUCCGGGUUCUUUUUUUUCAAUUCUUAGACCCUAUGGGAAUCCUGGUGAAUUUUAUGGCCAAUGGAGUGCUGUCGCGAGGACAGCUGUCACAACAACGUUGGCUGGAUCAACAGCAGCUUUGACUACUUUGUUUGGUAAAAGGAUGUUAGUGGGACAUUGGAAUGUGAUUGAUGUGUGUAACGGGCUUUUAGGUGGGUUUGCAGCUAUUACUUCUGGGUGUUCGGUUGUUGAGCCUUGGGCAGCUAUUAUUUGUGGGUUUGUAUCUGCUUGGGUUUUAAUCGGGUUCAAUAAGUUAGCCGAGAAGGUCAAGUAUGACGAUCCAUUAGAGGCCGCCCAAUUACACGGCGGGUGCGGCGCGUGGGGUUUAAUCUUCACCGGCCUCUUUGCAUCUAAGAAGUUUGUACAAGAGGUGUACCCAUUAGAUACACAAAGACCCUAUGGGCUAUUUAUGGGUGGCGGUGGAAGACUACUAGCUGCUCAAGUUGUCCAAAUUUUAGUCAUAUUUGGUUGGGUCACUGCUUUAAUGGUUCCACUUUUCCUAACCCUUAAAAGUCUUGGGCUCUUAAGAAUAUCAAGUAAAGAUGAGAUGGAAGGUAUGGACGUAACUAAACAUGGUGGAUUUGCUUAUUUGUACCAUGAUGAAGAUGACCAAUCACAUAAUUCACCCUUCACAAUGAGAAAGGUGGAGCCAACUAACACUACUCCUGAUACACGUGAAAAUGUGUGAUAAGGAGUCAAUUAGAAAUGUCUUGCUCAAACCUCCUUUAGGGUAAGAACUUAUUACAAAGUCAUUUAUUCACUUUAAGAUUUGGAGUAGUUAGGUUGGACCAAUCAUGUCACUCAUCAAAUUUUUACCUAUUUGUUUUCACACUUUUGCUUUGUAUGUAUCUUAUGUGUGAUGUUUUUCUCUAGAUGUUAUAUUUCCCAAUUUGUGAAUUAAUUUUGGUAUAUAUAAAUUAUUAUGAUUGUAAA
Molecule: messenger RNA, 3451 nt
Organism: Beta vulgaris subsp. vulgaris (sugar beet)
Lineage: Eukaryota; Viridiplantae; Streptophyta; Magnoliopsida; Caryophyllales; Amaranthaceae
Exons: 17
Coding region: 168-3206 (1012 amino acids)
Biological process (GO): ammonium homeostasis; ammonium transmembrane transport
Cellular component (GO): membrane; exosome (RNase complex)
Molecular function (GO): RNA binding; ammonium channel activity
Source: RefSeq, a predicted model, not a curated record